Penicillium samsonianum is the source of this 1029-nucleotide messenger RNA. RefSeq lists its product as uncharacterized. Bases 1 to 1029 code for a protein of 342 amino acids. Gene Ontology annotation, cellular component: catalytic step 2 spliceosome. The record is from RefSeq and is a predicted model, not a curated record. The transcript is spliced from 4 exons. NCBI's taxonomy places the organism in Eukaryota, Fungi, Ascomycota, Eurotiomycetes, Eurotiales, Aspergillaceae.
AUGUCUGAAGGCCCUGAGACACUCGCAUCGGCAGUGGCCGUACCCAGCCUGGACACCAUCCAGCAGUCUCCGGAGUUGACAGCCAAGCGACGAAAGUCUUCAACUGCAGAAUACGACGCUAAGCGCCAACGACUCAGCUCUACAGACAAUACCUCCCCGCAUUCUCAGCGGCGUCGACCAUCAUCCCCUCCGCCUACGACAGAUGAGUCUGUAGAGACGAAGCCUACGAGACCGCGCGGAGGUCGAGACGAGGAUCGCAAGCGGGGCCAGCGGUUAUUCGGGGGGCUGCUUGGUACUCUCUCGCAGAGCUCAAGUUCGGCGGCACAAAGACGGCGCGCUGAUAUUGAAAAGAAGCAGCAAGAGAAGUUGAAGUCGCAAGAUGUCGAGUACGGUGAAUUGAAGAAACGGCGAAAGGAACAGCGUGAUGAGAUUCGGAGAAGGGAAACGCCGUUGUAUGAGCGAGAAGCGAUGCAAACACGGCAUUCGAAUAUGCUUGCCAUGGCACAUUUCCACAAGACACAGGCCGAGCCGGCUCUGUAUUACAAACCAUGGCAACCCCGACCUGGCGACGAUUCGGCGAUAAAACAGCAAAUCGAAGAAGCAGAGGCGACUGUUGCGCGAGAAGUCACCGAGUUCGAAGCCCGAUAUCCACCGGAGGCAUUUGCGCCCGAACAGCCAACCCAGGUUGAAACACAGCCAACACAGCCAACACAGGCUGAAACACAACAACAGGCAGGCGAAGAACAGCCGCAAAAGUCAGAAGAGCAGCAACAAACAGAUGGUCCUCGGGACCAGCCAUCGGCUCCAGAGCACGAGGCGGAUCCGACUAAUUCAAAGUCUAAGGAAACGGCUCAGGGUGCUCCGGACACGGUGGGUGUAGACAUUAAUGACCAAAACCCCGAUCUAGCUAAAACGGAUGAAACCACUGCUAACGUGGAGGAAAGUGCCGUUCAAGAUCAGCAUGAUGCCCACCGAGAUGAUGAUGGAGGCGAGGUCGUUGAGGAUAAUGAGGACACUGUGAUUUAUUAG